CACGUGACCAACAUAAAUAAGGAAGUGUUCCGGUACGUUUAAAACAAAGGCGCCAGCAGCUUAUCGAUUAAGAAAAAAUCACGGCAGGCUCACGGGGAUGCCCGGUCCGGAGUCGGUUCGAUUCGGUCGGAAACGCGCGCUGCCGUCCUGCCCCAACCCGCUAUUCCUCCAGUGGCUCACGGAGCUCCGGGACGAGGCGAAGGAGAAGGGCCUGAAGAUCCAGUACACCUACCAGAAGGCGAUCAACUCUUUGAAUAAAUAUCCGCUUCCACUGAAAAACGCUAAAGAGGCAAAAAUCCUUCAAAACUUUGGAGACGGCAUCUGCAAGAUACUGGAUGACAAACUGCAGCGAUACCACAGAGAGAACGGUUCCAACGCUUCAAUCCACUGCCUGCCUGAAGGUGCGCCCCCUCCUGGCCGGACAGACAACAACAGCCUGGCUCCUUCCAGAAACAGGAAAGAUGCAGGUGAUGAAGGGAAGGACAGAAGAGGAGGAGGUGGAGGAGCAAAGAAGAAAAAGAGGGAGUACAUACCACAGAAGAGAUCUGGAGGAUACGCUGUGUUGCUCACCCUUUACAGACAUUCACUGAUACCAGGUAGUAAAGGCUACAUGUUUAAGAUGGAGCUACAGUCAGAAGCUCAGCGUCUCUGUGACAAAUCUUUCACUGUGCCCGAUCUUGGCAGCAAGUACACGGCCUGGUCCUCAGUCACCACUCUGAUCCAGAAAAACCUGCUGAUAAAGACUCACAAUCCUGCCAGGUAUUCUCUGACAGACGAGGGUCUGGCGUUGGCCGAGCGGCUGGAGGCGGCGGAAAAGGAGACGAAAAACCUCCCAGGGGACGACGGGAGCGAAGGAGACGGACGAGAGGACAGGGAGGAAGAGCUGGUGGUUGAUCUUACUGAGAGUGGCGAUGAUGAAGAAGAAGAGGAGGAGGAGGAGGAGCCUGAGGUCCUUUCACAAAGCGCUCCCAGUGCGGUUCGGUCCAGGAGUGACGCAGGCGGGGCGUCUCUACCAGAAAGACCGCAGCAAAGCCUGACGGCGAGCAGAAAGCCCAACGGAGGACGUCUUCUACCCGGGAUGUAUGAGAUCGUCCUGUGUGUUGACUUCAUCGAGACCACCGGCGGCAGCCACCACCGCAAGCAGGAGCUCGUCAAAGAGCUUCAGAGGAACGGCGUCAACUUCGACGUCAGGAAACUGAACGUUGGGGACUUCCUGUGGGUGGCCCGGGAGAAGGUCACGCCUGUUCCAGGUCAGCUGCGAGCUCCUGCAGGCAGAGAGCUUGUCCUGGAUUACAUCAUUGAGAGGAAGAGGAUGGACGACCUCUGUGGGAGCAUCAUCGACGGACGCUUCAGGGAACAGAAGUUUCGACUGAAGCGGUGCGGUCUCCGUCGGCCCAUCUACUUGGUGGAGGGCAGCAGCUCCUCCGCUGCUCACCUGAGUUUACCUGAAGCGACUCUCCUGCAGGCCACCGUCAACACCCAGGUUGUCGACGGCUUCUUUGUAAAAAGAGUCCAGGAUGUUCGGGAGUCGGCCGCCUACCUCACAGUCAUGACCCGAUACCUGAGCAGACUCUACCAGAACCGAACGCUGACCUGCCGCUCCAGAGAGCUGGAGGGGGACGUCACGAGCGACGAAGAGGAGCGAGGGAUCCCCUCCUGCUCUCUCAUUUCCUUUGCAGAGUUCAACCACGGAGCCGUCAAAAACAAGUGUCAGACGGUGAGAGAAGUGUUUGCCAGGCAGCUGAUGCAGAUCAGCGGUUUGUCUGGAGACAAAGCGGCGGCCAUACUGGAGCACUACAGCACCCCACACAGUCUUCUGGCAGCUUAUGAGCGGUGUGGAAGUGAGGCAGAGAAAGAGAAACUCCUCUCCUGCGUUCGAUACGGGAAGCUGAAAAGAAAUCUGGGUCCAGCUCUUAGCAGAACGGUUUAUCAGCUGUACUGUAGCCCAGGAGCCCUGACAUGAUCUUACUGAUGAACCAUUUUCAGCUAAACAGACUCUUUUUCUCAGCCAUGGCUGCCUUCCUACAACAGCAGCAGGUGAUGUUCUGCCUCGUGUGGGGAAAUAACUUGUCCGCUGAUUAUUUACAUUUAUAUUCAUUUCAAACAUUCUACUUUGUUUUAAAAGAUCAAAAGCAUUCAUUUUGUAACAUGGUAUGAGUUUACAAAAUUAAUUCUUAGGAAUGUUUCCUAAUAUUGAACCAAUAAAGUUUAUUUUGUAGCAUUCUGCUGUUUAAAA
Fundulus heteroclitus (mummichog) is the source of this 2236-nucleotide messenger RNA. RefSeq names its product MUS81 structure-specific endonuclease subunit (gene mus81). Gene Ontology annotation, cellular component: Holliday junction resolvase complex; nucleus. Gene Ontology annotation, biological process: DNA catabolic process; mitotic intra-S DNA damage checkpoint signaling; double-strand break repair via break-induced replication. NCBI's taxonomy places the organism in Eukaryota, Metazoa, Chordata, Actinopteri, Cyprinodontiformes, Fundulidae. The coding region runs from base 98 to 1963 and encodes 621 amino acids. The transcript is spliced from 16 exons. Gene Ontology annotation, molecular function: crossover junction DNA endonuclease activity; DNA binding; 3'-flap endonuclease activity. The record is from RefSeq and is a predicted model, not a curated record.